Molecule: messenger RNA, 1666 nt
Organism: Microdochium trichocladiopsis
Lineage: Eukaryota; Fungi; Ascomycota; Sordariomycetes; Xylariales; Microdochiaceae
Product: terpene synthase
Exons: 7
Coding region: 180-1307 (375 amino acids)
Source: RefSeq, a predicted model, not a curated record
CUCAAGGGGAUCCCAGUCAUGAAGCCGAGUCCCCGAUAAUGCCAUGAGUAUAGAGUUAUAUACUUGGCCGCUUGCCGCUUGGGUUACUUUCCGCCUCUCUCCUUUUGUAGCCUUUAUUGCGACACCUAUCAGAGUGACAGUUACACUGUUCCGAAAAUCUUGCUUCCCAUUUCAUCAACAUGGCUCCAGACAUAGACUAUCUUGCCAAGCAUGGCCACGCCGAUGCCAUCGAGCCCAUCGACUCGCGCAAGAACGUGGUAAAGCGUGCGGCCGGCCAGCGAAUCCUCGUGCCCGAUAUCCUCUCACUGAUGCCGGCAUGGCCAAGCGAGCUGCAGCCCGACAUCGAUGCCGUCAAUGAAGAGAUAGACGAGUGGCUGAAGACUGUCAAGGUUGCUGAGCACAAGAAGGCCAAGCAUCGAGCACGGGGAAACUAUACUUUACUCACUGCCGUAUACUACCCACACUGUACGCGGGACAAGAUGCUCCCGUUGACGCAGUUCCUCUACUGGAUCUUCUUUUGGGACGACGAGAUCGACACAGGCGGUGAGCUCACCGAGGACAAAGAAGGCACUCUUCAGUGCUGCAAGGAGACAAACCAGUGCGUUGACGACUGCCUCGGCCCCAACCCCAACUACGAACCACCAGCCGGCUCCCGCGGCACGGUAGAGAUGUUCUACCCCAUCCUCAGAGAUCUGCGCGCCGGCAUGGGCCCGGUGACCGUGGAGCGCUUCCGCAGCGAGCUGCACGACUACAUCAAUGGUGUGGCGAAGCAGCAGGAUGUCCGCCAGGCCGAAGACCUGCCCAAUCCCUGGGAGCACUUCCAGAUGCGUAGUGACGAUGUCGGUGUGAUUCCCAGCAUCACCCAGAACGAAUAUGCCAUGCAGUUUGAGCUCCCCGAGUGGGUACGGAGACAUGAGGCCAUGGAGUCCAUCAUCCAGGAAUGCACCAGGUUGACUGUUCUUCUCAACGAGAUUUUGUCACUUCAGAAGGAGUUUAGGGUGGGACAGCUCGAAAACCUUGUCACCCUAUUUAUGGCCCACGACAACAUGUCCCUGCACAGUGCCGUGAACAGGGUCCUCGAUCUCAUCCGCAAGCACUACGACAUCUGUGUCGAGGCUGAGGCCAGGCUGCCGUGGAGCGAUUCGGACGAGAAGUUCAACGAGGACAUGCGCGAGUAUGUGCGUGGAUGUCAUCGACUAGCCACGGGCACGGCGUACUGGAGCUAUCACUGUGAGCGAUACUUUAAACACAUCCAAGUCAACGAGAAGAGGGAGGUGUUGCUUGACUUGGCCUUGAUUGAGCCAUGAAGGUCAGUCCGCAGAACGGAUGUCGAUCUGGUGGCAUAGGCUAGGGAUCAGGUCACAAGGGAGGAGCAAGCACAAGUAGUAGCGAGUAUACGGACCAGAAUUGAAAUGAUACUUCCCAAGUCUUACCUGACUCUGGCGUCUGCGGCAGAGGCACUGUUUGUAUGAUCGGAGGUGCAGAUGGCGUUUGCGAAGCUUCUUGUGAACGGUAAAGGCCUUCCGAAGGACGAGUGUGAGGCAUGCUCCAGAUUUUGUUCUCCCCAACACCCUUCGCCUGCUUUUGAGCACGUACCAGGACAAACGACAGUUCAGCUGUGACCAGGCAUGCUGUCUGUGGCGGACGCGAAGCGGGAGCGGGAGCU